ACAAAGUACCUAUUAAUAUCAAACAGCAGUUGAGGAAGAGGGGCAGGGCGUAGAAGAAGACGAGACAUGGCUGCAAACGGAAGCAUCAACUCCAAUAAAAAACAGUUGAUAGUUUCAGCUCUCUGCAAACACCUUUCUUUAGAUCCUAAAAAAAUUGUGUGUGAUGCUGAAGAGAGUGAUCUUAAGACUUUAUACUCAAACAUAUUGAAGGCAUCAGGAAAGGAUUCCUCUUCGGCACUCUGUGAUGAGGUGAUGAAGUGGAUAGAAUUUGCAGAGAGUUUUAUUGCUGAUUCUAAGGCAUGCUUUGAUGUUCUGAGCAAGUUUAAUGAAGAGUUGACUCCAAAAGCUGUGCUUUUGGGAAAUGGAUUGAGACCCUCUGAAGCUGAUGUUGUUGUGUUUUCCACAGUACAUUCAUCAGUGAUUGGUCUUCCAAAAGCCCACCAGGAAAAGUUGCCACAUGUUGUGAGAUGGAUGGAUUACAUUCAGAGCAUUGAGGAUUUUAAGGAGUUAUUUGAAAAUGUUUCUGUAGAGAAGGCUAGAUUUGAGCCUCCGGUUGAAGUAGAAUCAAAUGCUAAAAAGAUUACACAGAGCUCAAAAAAUGCUGACAAGUCAGAAGCUGGCUCAAAUACAAAAACUACAGACGUGGGGAGAAAAGAGGGAAAGGGAGCUACUCAAGAGAAGAAGGAAUCAAUUGAAACAGAAACAGUAGGGAAAGACAAAAAGAAAAAGGCUACAGGAGAUAAGGAUGCUACACAAGAAAUGAAAAAAUCAUCUGAAACUGAAGCUUCUGAGAAGGACAAAGAACUUAGUGUAAGCUUACUUAAUAUACAGGUUGGUUUAAUCCGCAAAGCAUGGAAGCAUCCAUCUGCUGAUAGUUUACUGGUUGAGGAGAUAGACAUUGGAGAAGCUAAAGUGCGGCAAGUGGUUAGUGGAUUGGCAAAAUAUUGCAAUCCAGAUGAGUUGACGAAUCGCCGUGUUGUGCUGAUAACUAAUGUGAAACCUGGAAAGCUACGAGAUGUGAUGUCAGAAGGAUUGGUGCUUUGUGCUUCGAAUGAAGAUCACACUGUUGUAGAGCCUUUACUACCUCCAGGAGGGGCCAAACCUGGGGAGCGUGUUUCAUUCUCUGGGAUUGAUGGAAAACCAGAGGAUGUCCUAAAUCCAAAAAAGAAGCAGUUGGAGAAGAUUACACCGCAUUUGUUCACUGAUGAGAAGGGUGUCGCCACAUUUAAGGGCAUACCAUUUAUGACAUCUGCUGGGCCAUGUACAUCAUCCAUUCUUAAGGCUAGCAUCAAGUGAUGAUAAUUAUACGGUGGGAGACAACCAAAAAUUACACCAGCUGCAAGAUAUUGUUUUUGUUCAAGCUUUAAAUAUCACUGGUUGGCAAGAUGAUGUUAUAAACAUGCUGUAGUAUUUUUCUUUUUUUUCAAUUUCGUAUGGAGUCUUUAUCUUAUGGUCACUCAUGCAAUCGAGUUAUAUGAAUACGAUGAAAGAGAAGUUUCAGUCGA
Mangifera indica (mango) is the source of this 1505-nucleotide messenger RNA. RefSeq names its product aminoacyl tRNA synthase complex-interacting multifunctional protein 1. The transcript has 12 exons. Bases 67 to 1296 code for a protein of 409 amino acids. NCBI's taxonomy places the organism in Eukaryota, Viridiplantae, Streptophyta, Magnoliopsida, Sapindales, Anacardiaceae. The record is from RefSeq and is a predicted model, not a curated record. Gene Ontology annotation, molecular function: tRNA binding.